This is a messenger RNA of Caretta caretta (loggerhead turtle), 1558 nucleotides long. RefSeq names its product BEN domain containing 5 (gene BEND5). Gene Ontology annotation, biological process: negative regulation of DNA-templated transcription; proteolysis. The record is from RefSeq and is a predicted model, not a curated record. Lineage: Eukaryota; Metazoa; Chordata; Testudines; Cheloniidae. Gene Ontology annotation, molecular function: DNA binding; zinc ion binding; metallocarboxypeptidase activity.
CGCUCAGCCGAGCGCCGAGGCGCGCUUUCAGGAACAAUAACAGUGCAGGCGGCGAGGGGCCCGGCGCCGCCGCCGCCCCCCCCCGCGCGCGCCAUGUACGCCUUUGUGCGGUUCCUGGAGGACAACGUCUGCUAUGCGCUGCCCGUCUCGUGCGUGCGGGACUUCAGCCCCACGUCCCGCCUCGACUUCGACAACCAGAAGGUCUACACGGUGUACCGCAACCCGCGCGAGGCGGAGGACGAGGACGAGAGCUCCGGCGACUGGGGCGACCGCCUGCUGCUGCACAAGGCCCAGAUCCUGGCGCUGGCAGGGUGUUACUUACUCUGUUUUAUGGUGUCAUUACAAGAAUUUAGAACUAACCAUUGGAGGUCCUGUGGAGAGAUGCUAAUUUUGAAAAAGUGGAAGUCUGUGACUAAGCACACACAACCGGUAUCCACAAUGGCACUUUUCAAAGAUAUUCAUAGAACACUUCGUGGAUUACAGUUUGAAGAAGACAAAACUGACCUUGAAAACAGUGUGAUGCAGAAGAAAAUUAAAAUCCCCAAACUCUCUCUCAAUCACGUAGAAGAAGCUGGGGAGGUUACAGAUUAUGGGGAAGAAGAUGUGGAGCUUAGACACAGUAAGAGACAAGACGGGAGGAAACAAAGCGAAGGCACACACAAAAGCAUCGAAGCAGUUGUUGCUCGCCUAGAAAAGCAAAACGGGAUGAGUCUUGGUAGUAGUUCAAGCCCUGAGGAAACCUUUAUGGAGACUUCGGAAGGCAUUAACAACAUGGACGAUGCUGUAAUUCCUCGUGUUCUCUAUGAAGAAUUGCUGAGGAGUUACCAACAGCAGCAAGAAGAAAUGAGACAUAUUCAGCAAGAACUUGAGAGAACACGGAGGCAGCUUGUGCAGCAGGCAAAAAAGCUAAAGGAGUAUGGGGCAUUAGUGUCAGAAAUGAAAGAGCUCAGAGACUUGAACAGGAGACUUCAGGAUGUGCUGCUUCUGAGAUUAGGCAGUGGUCCUGCCAUUGAACUUGAAAAAGGAAAACCAGAAUCCAUUGAGCCUGAGCCUGAGAUACAGAAAACAUUCAGUGAGGAAGCGAAUACAUCAACAUACUAUCCUGCCCCUGUUCCAGUAAUGGACAAGUAUAUUCUCGAGAACGGAAAGGUCCAUCUGGGCAGUGGAAUCUGGGUAGAUGAGGAGAAAUGGCACCAGCUGCAAGUAACGCAAGGAGAUUCAAAGUAUACAAAAAACCUAGCUGUAAUGAUUUGGGGAACAGAUGUUCUCAAGAACAGAAGCGUCACAGGAGUUGCAACCAAAAAAAAGAAAGAUGCAGUUCCCAAGCCACCUCUCUCACCUCACAAAUUAAGCAUUGUCAGAGAAUGUUUGUAUGACAGAAUAGCACAAGAAACUGUGGAUGAAACUGAAAUUGCACAGAGACUCUCCAAAGUCAACAAGUACAUCUGUGAAAAAAUCAUGGAUAUCAAUAAAUCAUGUAAAAAUGAAGAAAGGAGGGAAGCAAAGUACAAUUUGCAAUAAAUUUUGGAUUUUUAAUAAAGUCUUAGUGUUUUACUUA